Molecule: messenger RNA, 1284 nt
Organism: Funneliformis geosporum
Lineage: Eukaryota; Fungi; Glomeromycota; Glomeromycetes; Glomerales; Glomeraceae
Source: the annotation of a GenBank genome assembly
AUGUAUGAUGCCACCGGUGACGCUACCACAUUUCUCCUCACGGUCAUGGUGCCAUUGUUAGCAAUAACUCUUUUUGAGACGAAAAGACAGAAAAACAAAAAUGUGCGCACUGUUUUAGACGAUUUCAUAAUCUACGUUAGCCUCCUCACUCCUACUGGCUUCUUUUAUUUCUACAUCAUAAAAGACGAUAUUACUCACACCAAAAUCAUUGGGAUACUUAUCGCCUUGGUCCCAGCGAUGGUAAUAUUAGCGUUUGAAAUACUUUAUAUCAUGAAAGAAAAUUUAUUUAGACGGUCUAAGAGAUGUUGGAGUACCAUCUAUGCAUUUCUCUUUGUCGCUAAUGUGUUAGCAGUGGGAUUUGUUUAUGCAUCUGAAAUAGUGAGUAAUAUUCGUCAAAUAAAUCCUUAUUUCUUGGCCCCUAUUUGUGAGGGACCUUUCAAAUCUUUCAGGUGUGGACUUUCUAGUAUAUUGCUCACAACAGCCUUGGGACUUAUCUCAACUACAUGCCAUGCAAUAGUCAUAGGUAUGUUAACGCUUGUAGUGGGGUGGCCAUUGAGCAAUAAUGUGUAUGUAACAAAGGUAGUAUUGGCUAUUGGUGCUUUAUCUAUAACUCGAAUAAUUAAUCGUUUCAAGGAUUUUGAUGGCGAGACUAUAAACGACCAAGGACAAAGCGAGAAACCUAAAAGAGUUUUUGAGGUGGAAGUAUAUGACUUACCUGAAAUUCAUGAAUGUAUUAAUAGUCAAAAACCUUUAAAAGCUGUGAUUAAUAUAGAUGCUUUACAAGAAGAUAUAGAAACAACUGAUGUUAAGACGCAAGAAGUCAAGUAUAAUAAACCUAUUAUAGUAACAGAAACAUACGAGAAGAGGUAUAUAAAACCAUUAACUAAUGAAGGUGAUAUUUAUGUUGGAUUACCUUGGGAAACAGGAAAAACAUAUAUUUUUAAAAAUCUGGCUAUUUCUGAUAAUGUAGGUAUGGUAGUUUCUGUCAUGAAAUUCGUUCCUAAAUCUGAAGAUACUAUAAUAUUACUAUCCCAAGCAGUGAAAAUGAGUUCUUCUAUUGUUAAAGCAGAGGAGAUAUCAGAUAUAUCUAAUGCUUCUAUUAUCAAUCAUGAGACUACUAAAUUAUUGGAGAAUAAGCCAAAGAAGACUUUAGAAGAGAUGCACUCUUUAGACCAGCAUCAUAUUGUGAAAUGCUAUAGGAUUUUACCUGAAUUACUAACCGAAAACUUCAUCUUAAAAUAUGGAAAUUACAAUUACAUGAAAUGGUUUAGAGUUUAUAGAUAA